Messenger RNA from Rhinolophus ferrumequinum (greater horseshoe bat), 2444 nucleotides. RefSeq names its product NAD synthetase 1 (gene NADSYN1). Lineage: Eukaryota; Metazoa; Chordata; Mammalia; Chiroptera; Rhinolophidae. Gene Ontology annotation, cellular component: cytoplasm. Gene Ontology annotation, biological process: NAD+ biosynthetic process. The record is from RefSeq and is a predicted model, not a curated record. Gene Ontology annotation, molecular function: glutaminase activity; ATP binding; NAD+ synthase (glutamine-hydrolyzing) activity. Bases 129 to 2249 code for a protein of 706 amino acids. The transcript is spliced from 21 exons.
CAGUCCCCGCCAGGCCGGGCCCUGCGGGGCGUGACCACCCGGAAGGGCCUGCGCCAGCGCAGUCGCUCUCUGUAGACCAGAAGUAACCCACGGGUCGGCGGCCUCCUGUCCAGGCGAUUGUGGCCAGGAUGGGCCGGAAGGUGACUGUAGCCACCUGCGCGCUCAACCAGUGGGCCCUGGACUUUGAGGGCAAUUUGCAAAGGAUUUUAAAGAGCAUUGAAAUUGCCAAACAGAAGGGAGCAAGAUACAGGCUUGGACCAGAACUGGAAAUAUGUGGCUACGGAUGUUGGGACCACUAUCAUGAGUCGGACACCCUCUUGCAUUCGCUCCAAGUCCUGGCCGCCCUCUUGGAAUCGCCAGUCACGCAGGACAUCAUCUGUGAUGUGGGAAUGCCCGUGAUGCACCGAAACGUCCGCUACAACUGCAGGGUGAUAUUUCUCAACAGGAAGAUCCUCCUCGUCAGACCCAAGAUGGCCUUGGCCAAUGGGGGGAACUACCAUGAGCUGCGCUGGUUCACGCCGUGGUCCAGGAGCCGGCAGACAGAGGAGUAUUUCCUCCCUCGGAUGAUCCAGGACCUGACCAAGCAGGAAACCGUACCCUUUGGAGACGCAGUGCUGGCCACACGGGACACCUGCAUCGGGAGCGAGAUCUGCGAGGAGCUCUGGACGCCCCACAGCCCGCACGUGGACAUGGGCCUGGACGGCGUGGAGAUCUUCACCAACGCCUCGGGCAGCCACCACGUGCUGCGCAAAGCCCACACCAGGGUGGACCUGGUGACCAUGGCCACCGCCAAGAACGGUGGGAUUUACCUGCUGGCCAAUCAGAAGGGCUGUGACGGGGACCGGCUGUACUACGACGGCUGUGCCAUGAUCGCCAUGAAUGGCAGCGUGUUCGCUCAAGGGUCCCAGUUCUCUCUGGACGACGUGGAAGUUCUCACCGCCACGUUGGACUUGGAAGAUGUCAGAAGCUACAGGGCGGAGAUUUCGUCCCGAAACCUGUCAGCCAGCAGGGUGAGUCCCUACCCCCGCGUGAAGGUGGAUUUUGCCCUCUCGUGCCACGAGGACCUGCUGGAGCCACUGUCUGAGCCCGUGGAGUGGAAGUACCACAGUGCUGGCGAGGAGAUCAGCCUUGGACCUGCUUGCUGGCUCUGGGACUUCCUAAGACGCAGCCAACAGGCGGGGUUUUUCCUGCCCCUGAGUGGUGGGGUGGACAGCGCAGCCACCGCCUGCCUCGUCUACUCCAUGUGCCGCCAGGUCUGCGAGGCUGUGAAGAACGGAAAUCCAGAAGUGCUGGCUGAUGUCCGGACCAUCGUGAACGAGCCCAGCUAUGCCCCUGAGGACCCCCGAGAGCUGUGUGGACGCAUACUGACGACCUGCUACAUGGCCAGCGAGAACUCCUCCCGGGAGACGAGCACCAGGGCCGGAGACUUGGCCCAGCAGAUUGGAAGCCACCACAUCAGUCUCAGCAUCGACCCCGCCGUGAGGGCCGUCGUGGGCAUCUUCAGCCUGGUGACGGGGAGAAGCCCUCUGUUUGCCGUCCACGGAGGAAGCAGCAGGGAAAACCUGGCUCUGCAGAACGUACAGGCUCGGCUGAGGAUGGUCAUCGCCUAUCUCUUUGCCCAGCUGAGCCUCUGGUCUCGGGGUGCUCGAGGUGGACUUCUGGUGCUGGGGUCCGCCAAUGUGGACGAGAGUCUCCUCGGCUACCUGACGAAGUACGACUGCUCCAGUGCUGAUAUCAACCCCAUAGGCGGGAUCAGCAAGACGGACCUGAGAGCCUUCAUCCAGUACUGCAUUGAGCACUUCCAGCUUUCCGCCCUACAGGGCAUCCUGGCAGCACCGGCCACCGCAGAGCUGGAGCCCUUGACUGACGGACAAGUAUCCCAGACUGACGAGGAGGACAUGGGGAUGACAUACGCAGAGCUGUCGGUCUACGGAAGGCUCCGGAAGGUCGCCAAGACGGGGCCCUACAGCAUGUUCUGCAAACUGCUCCACAUGUGGAAAGACAGCUGCAGCCCACGACAGGUGGCUGACAAAGUGAAGCGGUUUUUCUCCAAGUAUUCCAUGAACAGACACAAAAUGACCACGCUCACCCCCGCGUAUCACGCCGAAAACUACAGCCCCGACGACAACAGGUUCGACCUGCGGCCGUUUCUGUACAACGCUGGCUGGCCGUGGCAGUUUCGGUGCAUAGAAAAUCAGGUUCUCCAGCUGGAGAGGAGAGAGAGGCAGAACUUGGAUGGCAUGGACUGAUGCCGGGUCCGUGGGGAGGGCCCCCGCCGGCCAGGACCCCGUGUGCCCCUCGCUGGUGACCUGGAGCCGGAGCUAAGCCACUCUUUACCUGGAGGAAUGUAAACGAGUCCCGUUUCACAUUUCAAGGGAGAGGGAUCUUUUAAGUCUAGUUCAUUCAAAAAAAAGGCUGAAAUAAAGAGAAUGAUUUUUAACUCA